AUGCAAAAUAAGAAAAUUCAACUAUGGGCAUUAAGUAUUGCAGGAUAUAACUGUAAGGUAGAGUACAUAGAAGGAAGAUUUAACUGCUGUGCAGAUCUCUUAUCCCGAUUACCGACAGUCAACAUCGAGUGUGAAGAUGAAGAACAAUCAGAGCAUGAUGAACCAGAUGUUAAGGAAAAUUUCUUUGAAGUGAACAUGGAGACUCAGAAAGCCCAAAACUUCGCCUGUAUGUACCACAAUCCAGAGAAAAGGACCUCUAGCGGCAUUAUUGAACUUGAACCAAUCCCGAAAAACACUAGGAUCCAAGAGAAACCCCGACGGAGCGGAAGACUCGAAACUCGCAAAUUGACCAGUAACACGGGGACAAUUUCGACCAAACUAGCACAACAAUUACCUAGGGAGGAGAAAAAUGAAGAAUCUCCAUGGACCAAAUACUAUAGACCGGACCCAGAGCUGGCACGUAAAUACCUGGAAGAGAAGGCCGCGAUGUCUACGCAACAGAGGAACGCAGGAGACGCUCCGCGAGAAGUCGCCUCGCCAUCCGCGCCGACCCUCUAUCCACGAGUGCCGAUGAUGGAUGAAUAA
Messenger RNA from Magallana angulata, 585 nucleotides. RefSeq lists its product as uncharacterized. Bases 1 to 585 code for a protein of 194 amino acids. The record is from RefSeq and is a predicted model, not a curated record. The transcript has 3 exons. NCBI's taxonomy places the organism in Eukaryota, Metazoa, Mollusca, Bivalvia, Ostreida, Ostreidae.